CCUUUUCCUUUUCAAUUCAUUUCAUAAAUGGCCCCCCAUUUUUAAGCAAUACCAAUAUUUGGCUGGCACCUUUACACUUUUAUCCAUGCCAGGGCCCCCCUUUUUUUUUAAUCCAUAAACCCUUUUUUGAUUACCAAAUUUAAAAGAGAUAAGAUCACACUCCCCAUCACCAAUUAUGUUAGAGAUUGAUUGUGCCUUAUAUUCUUAACACUGGUUUCUACUUUAAAUGUCUCAUCCAUGCAUCGAGACACGGAUCUUAGCGUAUUCAUUCUUAACACUUGCUUUUUUUAUCUACUGAAUUCUCCGCUGCUUGCUCCAACCACGCUGUAGUAGAAGAAGUAGAACUCUCUUUGUAUUUUUCACUAACAUUGCUCAUAUAUGAAAUCUUCAACACUUAAAAUAAGUACACAAAGAUUAUUCAUGUUCAUAAUUUGAAGCUGAGAUGAAAUUUUUGCCAAACUUCAUUCCCCACAAACCCUUGUCCUGUUGAGCAAGAGAAUGCUCCCCAAUGGUUGCAUUGGAAAGACGAAGUGCAACAUGGUAGGCAGAUUUGACCGAGAAUGUUCGACUCUUUGUCUCAAUCCAGUGAAGCUUAUCUUGUGUCCGUGCAUCCCCAAGCUUAAUCCGCAGGAUAUCAUCCCUUGUGGAAGCAUGUAACAGUGACUGAAUCAAAGGUCUAUUCCACUGUCUGGUAUCAGCAUCAAACAGAUGACUCACCUUUAGUGAUCUGUCAGCUCCAGGCUUGAAACUAGGAGGCCGUGGGAGCCAUUUAUGACUUUCUAUACCAACAGUUUCGCCAUCGCCAAUCUUCCAGGCAGAGCCCGCAGUGAUGAGUAAUGAGCUCUCUUGCUUGAAGGAGGCUGCGCCAGACAAAGGAGGGGUUGCUACCCAAUUCAGCAUCCAUAAAUGAGCAGGAAGGAAAGUAUCGAGCUUUAUAUACCCUAUAAAACAGAGAGUGGGACCCCUGGAUAAGGCUCCAAGCUUGUUUGGCAAGCAUGGCCAGGUUGAAAGCAUGAAUAUCCCGGAAUCCAAUACCACCUUUAUUCUUGGGGGAACAAAGCUUGUUCCAAUUAAUCCAAUGAAUUUUCCUCUCAUUUUGAGAUUGACCCCACCAAGAUUUAGCCAAGACAGAAUUUAUACCAUCACAAAUGGCCUUGGGAAUUUUGAAAAGACUCAUAGAAUAAGUCGGAAUAGCCUGUGCCACGGUCUUUAUCAAUACCUCUCUUCCAGCUUUUGAAAUAUGUUUCUCCUUCCACCCCAUCACCUUAUUCGUUAUACGUUCCAGCAACCCCUUGAAAGUAGACACCUUGGAUUGUCCCCCUACCAUUGGUAGUCCCAAAUAUUUCUCGCAGUCAUUCAUCACUUGUGCACCAAGUAAGGCUUGAAUCUCUUGCUUAACCUCAGGUGCAGUGUUCUUGCUUAACCUCAGGUGCAGUGUUCUGGCUGAAGAAGAGAGUUGUUUUUUGCCUAUUGAUAGCUUGGCUAGAAGCAGCUUCAUAUUGUGCCAAUAUGGCUAAAAGGUUUUGGCACUCCCUAGUGCGAGCCUCACAGAAAAGCAAAGUAUUAUCAGCAAAGAGAAGAUGAGAUAUCCUUACACCCCCACGACAUGACAAUAAUCCAUGAACCUGAUUGCUUUAUGUGGCUUUCCUAAGCAUAGAUGAGAGACCCUCAGCACAUAAUAAGAAUAAAUAGGGAGAUAGGGGGUCCCCUUGCCUUAUCCCUCGGGUUGGGGUGAUGAAACCUUUUGGCUCUCCAUUUAUAAGAAUGGAGUAGGAGGCUGUGCAAACAAUUUUCAUGGCCAAAUCUACCCAUUGCACGGAUAACCCCAACUUGAGCAUUAUCCUUCUGAGGAAAGCCCAUUCCACUCGAUCAUAUGCUUUAUUGAUAUCCAGCUUGACAGCCAUGUGCCCAGUACAGCCUCGCCUCCUAUUUCGCAUUCGAUGCAACAUCUCAAAUGCCACUGUCGUAUUAUCAGUAAUAAGUCUACCUGGUACAAAAGCACUCUGUGAAUCCGAGAUGACAUUAGGGAGGAUAGUUUUCAACCUGUUUGCUAACACCUUGGAUGCAAUUCUAGAGACCACAUUACUCAAGCUGAUCGGACGGAAUUCAGUAAUAUGCUGGGGGUCAUUUACUUUUGGGACAAGCACAAUGUGAGUAAAGUUCAUUUUACGGAGGCAUCUCCCUGAAUGUAAAGACGAGAGCACGGCAGAGGUAACAUCCCACCCUACAAUAUGCCAAUACUUUUGAAAGAAAAAAGGAGACAUACCAUCUGGUCUCGGGGCUUUUGAGGGGUGCAUCUGGAACAAUGCUGUACAAACCUCUUCCUCAAUGUACGGCUGUGCUAAAGUUUCAUUCAUGCCUUCUGUGACAACCCAGUCUACAGAGUCCAACACCUCAUCCAUGUGCAUCGGGUUAUUGGAGGUAAACAAUUCUUUGUAAUACUCUUCAGCUAUAGAGGCCACUCUACCCUCAUCCGUUUGCCAAACUCCCUGCCCAUCAUGCAGACCUUUGAUAUGAUUUUGGCGUUGUCUAUGGCUUGCUCGCUGGUGAAAGAACUUUGUGUUCUUAUCCCCAGCAGGAAGCCAUACAGCUCUAGACCGCUGUUUCCAGAAGACCUCCUCAUGAUGUAGAAGCUCGGUGAUGGAUUUUUUGACCUCCGUAAUCCUGCCCAAAUUUGAUGAGAAGUCCCCAUGUGGUGCUUACGCUUGAAUUGGUAGAGCAGGACUCACCUGAAAUUUUCAAAUGUAACCUUGUCCGUAUGCUCAAAGGAUGCUUGUACCUGGAGUCAUUUUGCCUAAAGAUUCGAGGAACAGGUGAUGCAAUCGCUUUGCAAUCCAUUGAAUUCUUCCUGCCCAAAACUCUUAAAAUCCUGAAAUUGCAGCCACUGCUUGAGCAAGACGGGAUCCACCUCAUAAACCAACUUCAAGUUGAUAGGACUUUUUCUGAGACAGCUGAUUUUGGCAUCAUCUCUCCAUUGGGAACCUGUAUUCCAUUGCAGUGCUUGUCACUGGUCCUAGAUAUUAUAUCCGAUGAUCUGAUUAUUUUGAUCACCAACUCUCUUCCUCUUUUGAUAGAGCUGGAUCUUGAAGACAGACCACAUCAGGAACCACUAUUGCACAAUGACUUGACCAACAACGGGCUCCAGUCCUUGGGCUCUUGUCAUCAUUUAACAAGUCUCUCACUUAUUCGGAGUAGACGGAACCAGCAAGUGUCAUUCAAAAGAAUAAAUGAUAUGGGCAUGUUUCUGCUUUCUGAGGGCUGCAAGGGCCUAGAGUCGGUGAGACUUUGUGGGUUUUCUAAAGUUAGUGAUGCAGGCUUUGCAUCAAUUCUACACUCCUGCCAAAGGUUAAAAAAAUUUGAAGUUCGUAGUGCCCUAUUAUUGUCAGACUUGGCCUUUCAUGAUCUCACCGGGGUGCCUUGUUCCCUUGUUGAGGUGAGAUUAUUUUCAUGCAGUCUUCUAACCUGUGAAACUGUGAAAAAAUUGGCUUGUUCUAGCAGCCUGGAGGUCCUUGAUCUAUAUGGUUGCAGGAGCAUAGCAGAUUCCUGCCUGAGGUCCAUUUCGUGUCUUCAUAGAUUGACUUCUCUGAAUCUCUCAGGAGCUGAUGUUACAGACCAUGGAAUAUCUAUUCUUGGUCAGGGGAGUCCACCCAUCACACAUUUGUGUCUACGAGGCUGUAAGAGGGUAACUGAUGAAGGUUUAUCUAUUUUGCUCCAUAGUGGGACAAUUGGCAAAUCAUUGUCAGCCUUGGAUUUAGGAUACAUGCCUCGAAUAUCAGAUAAAGCAAUACUUACAAUUGCUAAGGUUGGUAUAGGCAUUACUGAGUUGAGUAUUAGGUGUUGCUUCUAUGUGACCGAUUUAUCCAUGGAAGUAUUGGCUAUGAAGAGAAGGUUCCAAGAUGAAAGUAAACCACUUCGAAGGCUUGAUAUUUAUAAAUGCAGUGGCUUGUCUGUUAAUUCAAUUAAAUCACUUAAGAGGCCUUUGUUCCCUGGGUUACACUGGCUUGGUAUUGGGCACACACGUUUGACCGGGAAAGGAAAUGCUAUUCUAACUGAAAUUUUUGAGGAACGACCAUGGCUGACUCUUUGUUUGGAUGGCUGUGAAAUGGGAUGUCAUGAUGGAUGGCAAUUUCAUAUACCAGAAUAUCGCUGGUCUUGAUUUUAGUGGAUGGGUUGGUUUUUGUUUUCGUGGAUGUGUUUGGUUUUUACGCUCCGUUUAUUUCGAUGUAAAAUAUUUACAAAGGUAAAAUAUUUUACUUCUAAAUUAUUUGCAGGAAAAUAUUUUUAUUUUACAGUGUUUAAAAGUGUA
This is a messenger RNA of Quercus robur (English oak), 4306 nucleotides long. RefSeq names its product F-box protein At-B. Bases 2678 to 4156 code for a protein of 492 amino acids. The transcript has 3 exons. The record is from RefSeq and is a predicted model, not a curated record. Gene Ontology annotation, cellular component: SCF ubiquitin ligase complex. Gene Ontology annotation, biological process: SCF-dependent proteasomal ubiquitin-dependent protein catabolic process. Lineage: Eukaryota; Viridiplantae; Streptophyta; Magnoliopsida; Fagales; Fagaceae.